AUGGCCCCCAUCUCGGUGACCGCGCGGCCGAAGAACGAAGGCGCCGCCGUCACCGCAGCCACCUCGAAGAACCUGCCAUAUCUUGACCACCUCGCCGCAGAGCUACAAAUCGAGAUCGCGAAGAAUCUUGACAAGGAGGAUCUUCGCGCAAUGCGCCGCGUCAGCCGCUCGCUGGCUGAGAAUACCUUCGAUGUCUUUGCGGAGAAGAACUUCACGAACCUCUCUUGCCGCUUCACGACGCGAUCUCUGAAGAUCACACGCGAUAUCAGCGCCACGCCUCAAUUCGCUCGACGUGUGAAGAAGAUGGAGGUCUGUGCUGGAUAUGGCUACAAGACGGAGCUUGAGAGGCUCGCGUUCGUUCCCGAAUUUGUGUUUGAAGGCCGAGCCUCGCAGCUACAUGAGCUUGAGGAUGUGCGAACACAAAAGACGAAUGAUGCGCUACUCAAGGACAUCUUCUCCAACUUCGCUAGAUGUGGUACGGCGAAGUGUGUCAGACUGAGCGUAACUGAGGACGUCUUUCUUCCAGCCAUGCAUACUCUGGCAAUCGCGGCGAACACGUCUGGUCAUAUCGUCGAAGAGCUGCACUGCUCAAUCCGUAAGCUUCCAACACGCGCGUUGGAGGUUUCGGCUGAAUAUGACGUGAGAUCUUGGGAGCACACGCUGGAGACAGCUUUCCCCGAGGUUGCUAAGCAUUCCUGGAGCAACCUUCGCGCGAUUCACUUCAAAUAUCCAAGGCCUGGAAACUUCAUGCUGUACGUCAGAUCUGCGCUGUGCAAGCUUAUUCGCGCUGCUUGCAGCGUCCAGGAGCUUGCGUUUCAAGCGGCAUUCGGACACUACUACUUCUGGGAGGGUGUCAGAUACGCCUUGACUGAACGCCACAAUUUAAAGGUGCUGAGAAUUCUCGGCGACAAAGUGGAGGAACUCCAUUUUAUUGAUCAUCGAGAGCUGCGGGCGAUACUUUCCCAGGUGAAUCAUUCUCUGGAGACACUGGUGCUUGAGGACAUCAUUGUCGCCAGUGACGCUGAUGAUUAUUGGAAGGAGACGUUAGACUGGCUCUCGAAUGCGCUCAGUCUAAGGUACCUUUCGUGUCAAAAUUUGCGGAACACCAGCUCAGUUCUAGCUCCGUCAUGGUUGCUCUUAGAUGGCAAGGGUAAUUCUCACUUCGAAGUGGAGGGAUCCAAGGAGGAGGUCAAAGAAAAACUGUCUACACUCGUAGCAGAAGCGGGACGCUGUCAGGAGCUUGAGAUCGAUUGUGAGGCUUGA
Cercospora beticola is the source of this 1263-nucleotide messenger RNA. RefSeq lists its product as uncharacterized. Lineage: Eukaryota; Fungi; Ascomycota; Dothideomycetes; Mycosphaerellales; Mycosphaerellaceae. The record is from RefSeq and is a predicted model, not a curated record.